Molecule: messenger RNA, 3418 nt
Organism: Sipha flava (yellow sugarcane aphid)
Lineage: Eukaryota; Metazoa; Arthropoda; Insecta; Hemiptera; Aphididae
Gene: Gprk1
Product: G protein-coupled receptor kinase 1
Exons: 17
Coding region: 1219-3303 (694 amino acids)
Biological process (GO): G protein-coupled receptor signaling pathway; protein phosphorylation; regulation of signal transduction
Molecular function (GO): G protein-coupled receptor kinase activity; G protein-coupled receptor binding; ATP binding
Source: RefSeq, a predicted model, not a curated record
CACUCGCGCACGCACUUUCACCGUCCGCAGUUUCGCACGCACACUCACGGUUCGCGGACGGCGACGCACGUCGGCGCAUACACGCACAAACGCUUUUGCGCGCGCGCGCGCGCGCAUUAGCGCUCCAACGCACACACGCGCACGUUUGUCGCGGAGGUGAUAUCAAGGAAAGAGCGGCGGGGACGGACGGGCGUCGAAAGAGAUAUACACGUUACACACCACUCACGGGCAUAUCAGCCGGAGCGCUCAACCAGCAGGCGGCUCGGGGACGGCGGCCACGAGCGAAGUAGUAGCUAUAAAAAAAUACCUUAGUCGUCACUAUUCGGCCACUACUGUGACGAACCCGACCACUACACUCAACUGUCGUUGUUCCGCGUUGUUCUCGUACACCCGCUGUUUAUUACGACUACAUUAUACUACGAGACAUUGUGUGUGUGUGUGUGUGUGUGUGUAUGCGCGAGGCGCGCGCGCGCGUGUGUCUAUAAGUCUUAUACGUAUGUAUGUGUGUGUGUGUGUCUUAUGUGUGAUACGUAAUGUGCGCGCCGACGACCUAGAUUUGCGUUACGUACGGCCGUCGGUUAAGCGACCGUUGUCGUCGUCGUCGCCCAGGUGACUGAUACCCGUACGACGACCAUAACACGGCGGCAAUAACAACAACAACGACGACGACAAACUUAACGAUACCAUCCGUCUUGCUGCGGCAAGUCCGCGUGACUACUAGCGUCCGUCGUCCGUUUCUUCGGUCUUUUCGUUCACGUCGAUAUCGUUUCCACCCGACCAAAACUACGGUCCGCACGCGAGACGCGACGACUCUGUCGUCGUCGGCGUAUUGUCGUCUUCGUCAUGUCCGACGAACACGGCCGUUCUUGCGAUUGCUGCGAUGACGGCUACGAGGGUGACCGGAUCUGUUGUCACGUUUGCGGGAUCGCGGCCGUCGCCGCUGCUGCCAUGAUUACGAACGCAACGACGAUGAAGCCUUCCAAGUGAUAAUGGUUUCCACCGAGUCUAGGCUGCCAAUCGUCGUAGCCUAGGUUGUGUGUGGUGUUGGUUCUCGUUGUUGUUAUUAUUGUUCAUUUCCUUGCCCCUCGUAGCCCGACGUCAUACGGCUUAUACUUAUUAUUAUAUAAUAUCGGGAUUCGUUUUCCCCUCGUCGUCAACGCGUACAAAGUUCGUUCAACCGGACACCCUUCUCUUCGUGUCAACUACCCGCCGUGCACGAUGGCCGAUCUGGAAGCCGUGCUGGCCGAUGUCAGCUAUCUAAUGGCCAUGGAGAAGAGCAAGUGCACUCCCGCGGCCAGAGCCAGUAAAAAGAUCGUCUUACCCGACCCGAGUGUUCGAAGUGUUAUGCAUAAAUACCUUGAAAAAAAAGAAGAAGUUAAUUUUGAUAAAAUCUUCAAUCAAGUCUUAGGUUAUUUGUUAUUCAAAGAUUUUUGUGAACAUCUACCAGAAGAUGAGCAAAUACCUGAAAUCAAAUUUUAUGAUGAGAUAAAACGGUAUGAAAAAUUAGAACCACUUGAUGAGAGAAGAAAAUUAGCUAGAGGCAUCUAUGAUAAUUAUAUUAUGAAAGAACUUUUGUCACAUACUCAUAAUUACCCAAAAGAUGCUGUCGCUCAUGUUCAAAAAUAUUUGAUGAAGAAUGAAGUGCCUGUUAAUUUAUUUGAACCUUAUAUUAAAGUAAUAUUCAAUCACCUUCGAGAAGAACCUUUUAAAAAAUUUCUAGAAAGUGAUAAAUAUACAAGAUUUUGUCAGUGGAAAAAUCUAGAGCUUAAUAUUUCGUUGACAAUGAACGAUUUUAGUGUUCAUCGUAUAAUUGGUAGAGGUGGUUUUGGCGAAGUUUAUGGUUGUCGAAAAGCUGAUACUGGAAAAAUGUAUGCUAUGAAAUGUCUUGACAAAAAACGAAUAAAAAUGAAACAAGGAGAAACUCUUGCCUUGAAUGAACGUAUAAUGUUGUCUCUAGUCAGUACCGGGGUGGACUGUCCUUUUAUUGUUUGUAUGACAUAUGCAUUUCAUACCCCUGAUAAACUCUGUUUCAUAUUAGACCUUAUGCACGGUGGUGAUUUACAUUAUCAUUUAGCACAACAUGGUGUGUUUAAUGAACAUGAUAUGAAGUUCUAUGCUGCUGAAGUAAUUUUAGGCUUAGAACAUAUGCAUAGACGAUUUAUUGUCUACAGAGACUUAAAACCAGCUAACAUACUAUUAGAUGAAUAUGGACAUGUACGAAUAUCAGAUUUAGGUUUAGCGUGUGAUUUUUCUAAAAAGAAACCACAUGCUAGUGUGGGAACACAUGGUUACAUGGCUCCAGAAGUGUUAUCAAAAGGAACUGCUUAUGAUUCAAGUGCAGAUUGGUUUUCUUUUGGUUGUAUGUUGUACAAACUACUUAAAGGUCACAGUCCAUUUAGACAACACAAAACCAAGGACAAACAUGAGAUUGAUCGAAUGACCCUAACAAUGUUUAUGUUGCAGAAUGUAGAACUUCCAGAUUCUUUUUCAAAAAGUUUAAAAGAUCUUUUAGAAGGUCUUUUACAACGUGAUAUAAAUGAAAGAAUUGGAUGUCGAGGAAGAGGGUCAGAUGAAUUAAAAGAACAUCUAUUUUUUGCUGGACUUGACUGGCAACAAGUAUAUUUGCAAAAGUAUACGCCACCUCUUAUACCUCCUAGAGGUGAAGUGAAUGCUGCUGAUGCCUUUGAUAUUGGCUCGUUUGACGAAGAAGACACUAAAGGCAUAAAAUUAACUGAUGCUGAUCAAGAACUCUAUAAGAACUUUUCUAUAACUAUAUCUGAAAGAUGGCAAAAUGAAGUUGCUGAAACAGUAUUUGAAACAGUGAAUGCAGAGGCUGAUAAAGCUGAUCAAAAAAGAAAAUCUAGACAGAAGAAAUUCAAUGAACACAAUGAAGAAGAAUCUGAUUGUAUUCUUCAUGGAUAUAUUAAAAAAUUGGGAGGGCCAUUUGCAUCUGCAUGGCAAACAAGGUAUGCUAAGCUAUACCCUAAUCGAUUAGAGUUGCAUUCUGAUUCGGGUUCAGUAAAAACUGAGGUGAUCACGUUAGACCAAGUAUUGGAAGUCAGUCCAGAAUUAGUGAUUGUAAAAAAUGAACAAUGUAUUGUAUUACGUAUGAAGGAUGGAAAAGAUGGCAAACUAGUACUCACCAAUAGUGAUGAAAUUGGCUUAAAAGAAUGGGCAUUGUCAUUACGUUCCACCCAUAAAUCUACACAUGAUCUGUUGAAAAAAUUAAAAAAACCUGGCAAAAUGUUCAUACAAGAAGAAGCUGAUCCUUUGACAUCUACAACUAACACUAAUGGCAAUUAGUUACAUGAUAAGACAGUGUACACCGUUUGUCAUCACCUCAAAUCAAUAAUAAUCUCAAUAUAAUUAAAUUUUAAUGAUCAUUAGAGAGAUGGAAGUAAUAUAUUUGAAAAUAAUU